This is a messenger RNA of Leopardus geoffroyi (Geoffroy's cat), 6040 nucleotides long. It is a transcript of the gene CUX2, whose product is annotated as cut like homeobox 2. The coding region runs from base 234 to 4349 and encodes 1371 amino acids. The transcript has 23 exons. Gene Ontology annotation, molecular function: DNA binding; DNA-binding transcription factor activity, RNA polymerase II-specific. Gene Ontology annotation, biological process: regulation of DNA-templated transcription. The record is from RefSeq and is a predicted model, not a curated record. NCBI's taxonomy places the organism in Eukaryota, Metazoa, Chordata, Mammalia, Carnivora, Felidae.
GUCGGGGGGGCGCACGGCUCCCGGGCCCGGCGGCGGCGGCGGCGGCGCGGCGGCGCCGAGGGGCAGCGGGUGGCAGGAGGCCGGGGGACGCCCAAGGGGCCCCGGGCGGCGGCGCUCAGGGCCCGAGCGGCCAGCGGCGGCCCCGGGGCUGGGGGGAGUCCAGCCCGGAUAUUGAGUGCAGCCAUUGAGAAAAGCCAAACUCUUGUGUGUGUGCGUCUCGAAUAGCCCCCAAGAUGGCCGCCAAUGUGGGAUCGAUGUUUCAAUAUUGGAAGCGAUUUGAUCUACGGCGACUCCAGAAGGAGCUUAAUUCCGUCGCUUCCGAGCUGUCUGCACGGCAGGAGGAGAGUGAACAUUCUCAUAAACAUUUAAUUGAACUCCGCCGGGAAUUUAAGAAAAAUGUACCUGAGGAAAUCAGAGAGAUGGUGGCUCCUGUAUUAAAAAGCUUCCAAGCUGAGGUGGUGGCCCUUAGUAAGAGAAGUCAGGAGGCCGAGGCAGCUUUCCUGAGCGUUUACAAGCAAUUAAUUGAAGCACCAGACCCUGUGCCUGUGUUUGAGGCAGCGCGCGGCCUAGACGACAGACUGCAGCCCCCCAGCUUCGACCCCAGCGGGCAGCCGCGGCGAGACCUCCACACUUCGUGGAAGAGGCACCCCGAGCUCCUUGGCCCUAAAGAGCAGAGAGAGGGGACGUCUCCGGCCGGACCCACGCUGACCGAGGGGAGCCGCCUCCCAGGCAUUCCCGGCAAAGCCCUCCUGACAGAAACUUUGCUGCAGAGAAAUGAGGCAGAGAAACAAAAGGGCCUUCAAGAAGUACAAAUCACUUUGGCAGCCAGACUGGGGGAGGCAGAGGAAAAGAUCAAAGUCCUACAUUCAGCGUUAAAGGCCACACAGACAGAGCUGUUGGAACUGCGGCGGAAAUACGAUGAGGAGGCAGCAUCCAAGGCAGAUGAAGUCGGCCUGAUCAUGACCAACUUGGAGAAGGCUAAUCAGCGAGCUGAGGCUGCCCAGCGGGAGGUAGAAAGUCUUCGAGAACAACUCGCCUCAGUCAACAGCUCUAUCCGCCUGGCCUGCUGCUCCCCCCAGGGACCCAGUGGGGAUAAGGUGAACUUCGCGCUGUGCUCAGGCCCCCGGCUUGAGGCUGCCCUGGCCUCCAAGGAUCGGGAGAUCCUGCGGCUGCUGAAGGAUGUGCAGCACCUCCAGAAUUCUCUGCAGGAACUGGAGGAGACCUCUGCCAACCAGAUUGCGGACCUGGAGCGGCAGCUCACGGCCAAGUCCGAAGCCAUAGAGAAGCUGGAAGAGAAGCUCCAGGCACAGUCUGACUAUGAAGAAAUUAAAACAGAGCUGAGCAUCCUGAAAGCCAUGAAGCUGGCCUCUAGCACCUGCAGCCUCCCGCAGCCCAGCUUCUUGUCUCCUCAGGGCAUAUCCAAGCCCGAAGACUCGUUGCUCAUGGCAAAGGAGGCCUUCUUCCCCACGCAGAAAUUCCUUCUGGAAAAGCCUGGUCUUCUGACCAGCCCUGAGGAGGACCCUUCAGAGGAUGAUUCCAUCAAGGACUCCCUGGGCACAGAGCAGUCCUACCCAUCGCCUCCACAGCUCCCGCCACCGCCAGGGCCUGAAGACCCCCUGUCCCCCAGCCCUGGGCAGCCCCUGCUGGGCCCUGGCCUGGGCCCCGAUGGCCCAAGGACUUUCUCAUUGUCCCCCUUCCCCAGCCUGGCUUCUGGGGACAGACUGGCGGGGGACACACUGCUGUCCAAACAUAUGAUGCCCCCGGCCACCUUCAAGGGGGAGGCGGGUGGCCUGCUGGUGUUCCCCCCAGCCUUCUAUGGCACCAAGCCGCCCACGGCCCCUGCCACCCCAGCUCCUGGCCCUGAGCCACCCGGGGCCCCCGAGCCUGUAGAUGGGGGUGGGGGCAGCACAGCUGGGGCAGGGGCCGGAACCGAGGAGGAGCAGCUGGACACGGCAGAGAUUGCAUUCCAGGUGAAGGAGCAGCUGCUCAAACACAACAUCGGGCAGCGGGUGUUUGGCCACUAUGUGCUGGGGCUGUCACAGGGCUCGGUCAGCGAGAUCCUGGCCCGGCCCAAGCCCUGGCGCAAGCUCACAGUGAAGGGCAAGGAGCCCUUCAUCAAGAUGAAGCAGUUCCUGUCGGAUGAGCAGAACGUGCUGGCUCUGAGGACCAUCCAGGUGCGGCAGCGAGGCAGUAUCACCCCAAGAAUCCGCACACCAGAGACAGGCUCAGAUGACGCCAUCAAGAGCAUCCUGGAACAGGCCAAGAAAGAGAUCGAGUCCCAGAAAGGGGGUGAGUCCAAGAACUCCACGGCCCCACUGGGCAUCACCAACGGCACAGCCCCCGCCAGCACCUCGGAAGAUGCCAUCAAGAACAUUCUGGAACAAGCGCGCCGCGAGAUGCAGGCGCAACAGCAGGCCCUGCUGGAGAUGGAGGCCGGCCCCCGGGGCCGCUCGGUGCCUCCCUCGCCCCCAGAGCGGCCCUCGCUGGCCACUGCGAGCCAGAAUGGGGCUCCGACCUAUGUCAAGCAGGAGGACAGCAGCGGUGGCGGUGGCGGCGGGGGAACCAGCAGCAGCGCCACACAGACCUCCCUCACGGUCUUGUCCCCUGCUGCCUUCGUGCAGAGCAUCAUCCGGAAGGUCAAGUCGGAGAUUGGCGACGCCGGCUACUUCGACCACCACUGGGCCUCGGACCGUGGCCUGCUCAGCCGCCCCUACACCUCUGUCUCACCCUCCCUCUCCUCCUCCUCCUCCGGCUACUCCGGACAGCCCAACGGGCGGGCCUGGCCCCGUGGGGACGAGGCCCCCACGGCCCCGGAGGACGAAGCGGCGGGGGGCGAGGAUGAGCCUCCCAGAGUGGGCGAGCUGAAGGCCGAAGGUGGCGUCCCCGAGGCGGGCAGCGGUGGGCGGCUGGCCUACUACCCAGCAUACGUGCCCCGCACACUGAAGCCUACCGUGCCGCCCCUGACCCCCGAGCAGUACGAGCUUUACAUGUACCGGGAGGUGGAUACACUGGAGCUGACGCGCCAGGUCAAGGAGAAGCUGGCCAAGAAUGGAAUCUGCCAGAGGAUCUUUGGGGAGAAGGUGCUGGGCCUGUCACAGGGCAGUGUGAGCGACAUGCUGUCCCGGCCGAAGCCGUGGAGCAAGCUGACACAGAAGGGGCGAGAGCCCUUCAUCCGCAUGCAGCUGUGGCUCUCAGACCAGCUCGGCCAGGCCAUCAGCCAGCAGCCCAGCGCCUCUCAGGCCAGUCCCACGGAACCGAGGUCCUCGCCGUCCCCACCCCCUAGCCCCACGGAGCCGGAGAGGAGCUCCCAGGAGCCCUUGAGCCUGGCACUGGAGGGCAGCAAGGAGAACCAGCAGCCGGAGGGACGCUCCAGCUCCUCGCUGGGGGGGAAGGUGUACUCGGGCAGCCAGGCCACGGGGGGCAUCCAGGAGAUUGUGGCCAUGUCCCCCGAGCUGGACACAUACUCCAUCACCAAGAGAGUCAAAGAGGUCCUCACAGACAACAAUCUAGGGCAGCGGCUGUUUGGGGAGAGCAUCCUGGGACUGACGCAGGGCUCCGUGUCUGACCUGCUGUCCCGGCCCAAACCCUGGCACAAGCUGAGCCUGAAGGGACGGGAGCCCUUUGUGCGCAUGCAGCUGUGGCUCAAUGACCCCCAUAAUGUGGAGAAGCUGAGGGACAUGAAGAAGCUGGAGAAGAAAGCCUACCUCAAGCGCAGGUACGGCCUCAUUAGCACCGGCUCCGACAGCGAGUCUCCAGCCACCCGCUCCGAGUGCCCCAGCCCCUGCCUGCAGCCCCAGGACCUGAGCCUCCUGCAAAUCAAGAAACCCCGAGUGGUGCUGGCGCCCGAGGAGAAGGAGGCGCUGAAGAAGGCCUACCAGCUGGAGCCCUACCCCUCCCAGCAGACCAUCGAGCUCCUCUCCUUCCAGCUCAACCUCAAGACCAACACCGUCAUCAACUGGUUCCACAACUACAGGUCCCGGAUGCGCCGGGAGAUGUUGGUGGAGGGGACCCAAGACGAACCAGACCUCGACCCCAGUGGGGGUCCCGGCGUCCUGCCACCAGGCCACUCCCGCCCAGACCCUACCCCACAGAGCCCUGACUCUGAGGCUGAGGACCAGAAGCCUCCUGUGAAGGAGCUGGAGCCUCAGGAGGGCUCUGAGGAGCGCGUCAUACCCCCGACCACCCAGGACAAGGCCCAGAGAGUUAUAAAAUCAGGAUGCGGUCACAACUGUUGCGAAGUAUACACCGAAGUUGUGUCGUUUUUGCCACUAGAUGAGAUUAAAAGAAGACAAUUGUUCAAAGCCAUCACAAAACACUCUAAGACUGACCAAAAUUUAGAUGACCCUUGAACUGCGGUCUUUUGCCACAUCUGUCUGUGAGACACAGCACACUGCUACUGCCCUUCCAGAAACCGUGCUGAAAAGAGAAAGUCCAAAAGACUCUAAAUGAAAACCUCAAUGCCGUUGAGGAUGUGUUUCAUUCUGGUGGUCUGUUUUGCAACCUUGAUAACACAGAACGUCCCGUGCCGUUGUAAGUGUUGUAGAGAUGUGGGCUGUGGCCGGCCAUCCUACCCGAGAUGUGACCUGGUACAAAACAAACUACUUCUCCUCCCUCCAGUCAGAAGCCUGUGGGCCACGGAGGUCGGACACCCAGCCUGUCCAUCUGUAGACGAGAUGUGUUUCUGGAUCCUUUGGAAAGCUGGGCGUGGGGUCAGGUGAUUGGAGGGCAGCAUUUGAGCCAGAGUGACCCCGUUCCCCAACCUGAAUCGUGGCCACGGCACAGGAAGUUUCCCCACUGGCUUUCCAGAGCAGGACUGUGGCCACCAUCUCUCCCUCCCUGUGUUUUAAGAAAAUAAUAGCGAUGGUCGUCCCACAAGCACCCAGCACCAAAAAGUAGAUUCAUCUAUCUAGGGACCCCAGCCCUCCUUCUUGCCAUCUUCUCUCUCAAGUUGACCCAGGUGCUGUUUCUGGAAGGCAUCUGCAACUCCCAAGUCCAGAACAAAGCGAGAAGGUUGAGUUCAUGGCAUGGCCACCAUACCCCAGCCUCUAAGUCUACCCUCCUGCCUCCCAGCGCACGACCUUUUGGGGAGCAAAGACUCCAUCCCCCCAACUCGGAGAAGCCCUUCCUCUAGCAUCUUCGUCGUCAGGGUCUCUGGCAGGAGAGUUCCCCGUUUGGAUGGAACUGCCACCAUGUUGGUUUUUGACUCUCUCCCUCUCUCUCUCUCUGUCUCUCUCCCGUUUUUAUUUCUUUUCCUUUUUCAAACUCUCUGUGGGAAGGCUGAGUUGGUUGACUCCCCAGCUGAAUCCAGAAUGACGAUGAAAAGGUGGCCAUAAUCGGUACCGAUCCCAUGCCAGGGGGAGACGGCUGGUGGGUCUCAAGGAUGCAGCAAGCAUUUUCGAAACGAGGCCAGUAAAACCCAGUGAUCAGAAGGGGACAAUUGAGGGCUGUUCCAGAAAUCUCAACUCUCAUGCACCCAGCCCAGGCUGCAGUCUCCACACCAAUCAGUGAAGAACAACGCAAACCCUGCAGGAAAACGUCCUUUUCCACACACCCAGGCUAUGCAUUGAAGAGUUUUCCACUGUAUACAUUUUUAUCCAGAGGAAGGUAUUUUUAUAUUUUGACAAUAGGAAACUGACCAAUUUUCAGAGUAAUCAAAUCUGGAACAAACGAAACGUCUCCUUUUAGCCACCGCCGCCCUGUCACAAGACAACCGUGAGGGAACACACCGCUUUCUACUGUCGAAACCCAUCCAACAUUGAAACGCAGGCUCACCCGUAGACUACAGAUCUUAGAGGACUAAAUCUGGCUUUUGUGUGACGGGAUUUGAUUAAGCACUUAGGAUAGUCUUUUGAACACAGAAAUCCUGUUGUACUUAAAGCUAGCAGACCCAUGAACAACUUUGUCAGGUUCACGUCCUAUAACGGUAAAAACAAAACAAAAACCCACAAAACCGUUUCUAUGAGAGAUUGAUGAACUUUGUUUAAAAUUUUAAAAACACGUUCUGUAAACGCGUCGCUCAAUACAGAAUUGUAUAAUAAUG